Messenger RNA from Gryllus bimaculatus (two-spotted cricket), 4692 nucleotides. The record is from the annotation of a GenBank genome assembly. Lineage: Eukaryota; Metazoa; Arthropoda; Insecta; Orthoptera; Gryllidae.
AUCAGCAAAAAAUGCAUAAAUAAUGAAGGUUAUUUCCUUUUAUCAUAAUAUAAAAUUAAUGUAUACACUAAAAGGCAUUGUUCUAAAGUGAAGACAUAAAAAAAUUACAUUUCAUUAUAAGUCAGCUCCCAAGUAAUGACAGUACUAAUCACUGAAAAAUUAAAAAUAUGACCUUGAAUUCACGAUUUAUGAAACAAAUUAGGACAACUCAUUAACCCAUAAUGAAAUUAGCCAAUUAUUGUGAUGGCAACAACUCAUUUAAAGUUUGAAAGAAAUCAACACGAGUGCUAGGCGGUUAGAACUGUGUUGAGUAUAUUACAAACGGUAAAUGCUGCCUUAUAAAUAUAAAGCGAUUUUCAACAAACCCCUUCAGAAACAUUUGUCUAAAAUCAAAAUUCGAAAGACAACCUCAUAUUAUGUAGAUGGAACUUUGUUUACCAACAAAAAAAAUCUUUCUUUCUUUUUUUCAAUAAAACAAGAGUUCACAUAAUACAUAAAACAACAUGUUUAGUUCACCUUUUUAAUGUAAUCAGAUAUGUCCAUGUUGAUUUAAAAAAUUAUAAUUUAUAGUAUUGUAUUUAAUUGUACUUACAAGAAGCGCCUACCUAAUUAUGAAAGCAAUAUUUUUUAUCACUAACUAAAAUUAAUAAAACUAUAAAAAACAAGACAAGGGAUUCAGAGGAAUGAAUUCAAUGAAAGUUAUUUGCAAGGUCAAAAAGCCAAAAUAAAACCUUAACAGGACUAAGAAUUACAAAAGAAAAGUUACGAUUUCUAACAAAAGUAAGAAACUUUUAUUUGUCCUCUGAAUAUUUUGCUUUACACACAAUGACGUCAUGCUACAUGAAUACAACUAAUUAAAUUCCAAUAACACUUCGCUGAAAUUACUUCCAGUAAUUGAACUUCACACUUUUUAAUUCGUGAUCGUGUAGGAAAUGGUGUAAGAACACCUUAUCUAGCUAAGACUACAACAAAGCUAUCCUUUCAAUGAAAUUCUUAGAGAAUGAUCUAUACAAAUGCUGAUUAGAACGAGUUGCUUGAAUAUUUGUAGUCCUGCAAACAAAAUAAAAUGAUUGUUAAACACUAGGAAUCUCUAAAGGAAAAUUUUGUUAGAUAACAAAAUUUUCAAAUAAAAAAGAAAAUGUAAAAAAUGAAAAAGAAUAAUUUAAUUAUAUUUCACUUAAAUUUCUUUUAAAUUCCUGACGAUUUUGAGACAAUUAAUUGCUCAAAACAAUUUGAUACAAAAGAUUUGCUCAAAACUGAAAGCUGUUCCAUUAAAACAGCUUCUAAUAUUGUGAUAUUGAUAAUACUACUGUUUUUUUAACAGACACACUACAAUUUUCUAUUCACAGAUAUAAGGAAAGUGAAAAAACAGUAAAGCCAGUUAUCACACCAUAUAUUUAUUAAAUUCUAUUGGAAACAUCAUUGGGAUAUCUGCCACAUACUAGUUCAGGUUCAGUUCUGAAAGUGCAGAUUUGAUUUUUAACAAUUAAAAGCAAUCUGCUACACCAAAUCAAUUUCAAAUUUCUCUGAACUCUCUGCUCUCAAUUUUCACAGAUGAAAACCACCUCAAUAUCUUAAAUAUUUAAAGAGAGACACAAGUAAAAAUAUUAAACUUUCCACAAUGUUUUUGUGAAGAAUAAAAAUAUUCACACACAUUUAAAGCAAAAAUUAAUUCACAUUCAAAACACAUCAAAGUUGUCAAGAAUGCAGAUUGACAAACAAUACUAAGAUUCCUCUGCAGAACUUAAGCAAAACUUACAACAUUUACAACCUUACUUACCCAUGUUAUGGUUUCAUUUUCUAUUAGCAACAUUUGCCAGUUGGUCACGUAUACGCCCUAAACCUUCUAUCAGUGUAUCGAGUGUCGGUCUCUGGAAUUCUAAUAACACUGUAGAAACGUUCGGAUUUUCCUUAAUAUUAGUUGUAUUCUCUUGAAUCUUCAUUUGAAGAAGACAAGUGGCGUUGGUGUUACCUGGAUCAGCUGUUGAAGUUUUAGAACAAGUUUGGCAAGAAAAUUCCAUAAGUUUUGGUGCUCCCACAGGUGUCAUUGAAUCCAUCUCUAGGACAAAUGCACACCGCGCUCAAGUCCUGCUCAAGUCAGCCCCCUCGACGCCAAUCAGCUGAUAAGAAGAAUGUGACUACUGCUGCCAUCUUUUGGCGACGUGUUAACCUUUCAAUUUUGGGACGUAAACAGUGACAGCUCGCAGAGAGAGCACCAGCACACCAAUAGAAGUCAUAUGAAAAUUUGUAGUAAUUAGUUCAGGGCUAUUGAAAAAUUAACAGAUAUCGCCCAGCGUAGCAUGAUGCAGGAGGACUCGAACGGGGAGAGUACCUUCGAAUUCGUUGAUAAGAAAUCGGACGAUAUGUCUAAUUCCCUAGAAACAAUGCCUAAAACAGAUUCGUUGAGUAGUUUAUCUUCAUCAUCUGUUUCUUUGGUGCCAUCAGCAACUGGAUUGGUUCCUACUGGAAGUUUGCUAACAAAUGUGCCUCCUCCUUCUGCUCUUCCAAGCUUUGUGACAUCAGAAUCAAGUCCUCAACAUUUUGCCAGUGCAUCUUCAGUUACCUCACAGAUCAGUAGUGCAAGUUACCAGCCUCCUGCUCCUAGCAGUCUUUCUCAACCUAUAUCAGCACCUCCUUUAGCAUUCCAUCAAACUCAGUUCUGCCCGGUGAUCCCUGCGAGCAAAGGAGGCCCGCCACCUUCUUUGGCUGGAGCAGGUGGUAGUCCCGCCACUCCAGAAGUAGCUGUGGAAGCAGGUGAACAAGCAGGAGGUGACGGAAGCGCUGGGUUGUUUGGUUGGGUUCGCGGAGUUGCUGGUGGAGUUACCUCCAGCAAUCUGCUCUCUCGAAUGGCUGAAAAAGCGAGGAAUUCUGUGGAUUCAAUGAUCACAACGUUGGAUCCUCAAAUGAGAGAAUUUCUUCAUUCUGGAGGUGAUGUGGAUAUUGUGGUAGCUUCUGAUAAAGAAGUAAAAGUCAGCCCAGUCCGGGAGGCGUUCCAGGCAGUUUUUGGAAAAGCAACUGUGACGGGUUUGGCAGCACAACCUACUAAUAUUGCAGCACAACCCGUGGGAUUCGAAGCGGCCACCACUGCUGCCCGAGAACGGAUCAUUGCCGUACGAGCAACCCACGGACUUCCUGCCCAGCAACCAGUGCUAGCUGUGGAGAAUUUCCUCCUUGAAAUUUCACCUGAUAACGACCCUGGUCAAGCCCUUGAACUCAGCACUUUCACCCAGGGCACUCCAGUUCCUGCUCCUAUCGUUGCCCUUGCUCAUGAGGCAACGCCCGCUGACUACCCCUUAAAAGCCUCUGGUCUAGCAACGACAGUUGGAUCAUUAAUGGGGCAGAACCUUCAGGUUCCCCCUUCUCAGUGGCAUGAAGCCUUAACUGGAGUGCCGAGACGCGAAAUGGUCCUGAUUGCUGCUCGCGCUCUUGCUGGCAUGUACAAGAGCAGCAACCGCAGCCUCUUAUGAAGCUCUUGUUGUGUUUCUGAAUAGCUGGAAUCGUAUAAUGUGUAAAUAUUGAAACAUACUCUCAUCCUGUAUCCAAGGAUUGUUCGACGUUGUACAUUUGAGUAAUGGUAUAACAUAACAUUCUUAUUUUCUUAACUAAUUCACUUUGCUGUUUUCAUCACUACUCAGUUGUGUUGUAAAACAGGCUAAACAUGAUCACUAUUCAUUGAAAAGAGCAAAUCACUGAUGGCCAUCAUGAAAUGAUGCAGUCGUGUAGCAGUUGUAAUCGAAUAUAACUAUAGUCUCGUAAUUCUCUGCCAGUUAUUAGCAUCAACUAUAUUUGUUGGCUGACAAAUACAUUAAUAUCAAGGAUAUUUCUAAGUGCACCUCAAGUAAUCACUGUUCCAAAAAGCAAUGAUUUUUGAAAAAAUUAACAUGUUAGCCUAAUAGCCGUGUGCAGACAUGUCAAGAUGCUUAUAACAACAUGAAGUAUUCUGCUGUCUGUCAAAGCAAAGUGGUUUUAUUCAUUUGUGUUUUAGUAUGAACUUUUCUUUUUAAAUUGUUUUCUGAUAUUUUUAUUACUACAUGUAUUUGACUUGUUGUUACUUUUUCAUUACAAUCUGCAACAGUCAGGAAGAUUUUAUCCAGCAUAUCAGACUGAUGUCAUUGUACAGCAUAACAUUUAAAUACAUUAAAAAAAAGGAAACUUUAGGAGCAGAAAGAACAAAUCUUUAUUAUUUUUACUAUGGCACUUUUUAAUGUUUGCUUUGCCUGUAAUCUGUAUUUUCUCUUAGAAUUUUAUAAUGUCACGUAACAUACUAACUAUAAAUAUUGACCUUUCCCUCAAAUUUCAAAACGCAAAUUGGAAAAUUGCCCAGUGGUGUUAUCUUAGUCAUUGCAUGAAAACCCUCUUCCAAUCCAAAUUGUUGCUACUGGCAAGAAAAACAAAAGUUUAUUGUAAGUGUGUAUUUGUAACUCUUUGUAACAUAUUGGUGAGGGAUAAAAAGAAAACAAAUAAAAAUGAAGACUGUUAUAUUGUAGUAAAUUGAUGUUAUGUGCUACAAAAGUAAUACAAGUUCUUGGGAAGAAAAUAUUAUCUGGACUUUGUACUGUUCUAAUAAAGAAUUCUAAAAACAUCAGAUACUGUUUCUUAUUCUAGUUCAUUAGGUUCAUUGCUGACAAUUAACAUAAAUCCAAAACCUUACAUCCAUGCAAGAUGAUGGUUGGUUGGUCUUGUGUUUAAUCC